AUGAUAAUGUGAGAAGGAGAGACAGGCACCAAGCCGACACAGCUGGGGACUCUGAGGCCACGGCUCCUGUUCUGUGAAAUGCCACACUUAGUUUGGAGAGCCAAACGAGCAAUCCGAUAUCUCGUCCAUUGGGCUGACUCAAAAUAACUGGUAUUUUGGUCACGUAAACAACCAGAACUGGAUGUUAUUCUUCGUGAUCCUCGGCUCUGACAUGUGUUCGCAUGUGUACUUGUAUCGCUGUGCCUGCUUCGACGUAUCACAAGGCGUGACCUCAUUCGGAUGUCUGAGGAGUCAGCAGCUCCACAGAUGGAGCCCGUGCUGCAGAUGCUCUCCAGUUUCUGCGUGGAACAUCUCUCAAAGAACAGAGCCCAUCGAAUUACUAGGGGGAAAAGCCUGUACGCCCAGUCUCAUCCCGUUUGUAGGAACAGUGGGAGACCGAGAGACCUCCGGUCCAAACACGCGAUGGAAUCAUGAUAUCAGCUGAGCACUCAGAAGAGUUCUGUGAUGGUGGGACCACCAUUGAGUCCACCUGGUCCUGGAGCCAGACCAUGAAUUAUGUGGGCCAGCUGGCGGGGCAGGUCUUCGUGCAGGUGAAGGAGCUGUACCGAGGCCUGAACCCUGCAACCCUGUCGGGCUGCAUCGACGUCAUCGUGGUGCGCCAGCCGGACGGGACGCUCCAGUGCUCCCCGUUCCACGUUCGCUUCGGGAAGAUGGGCGUACUCCGGUCGCGUGAGAAAUUGGUGGAUAUAGAGAUCAACGGGGAGCCAGUGGACUUGCACAUGAAACUGGGGGAAAAUGGGGAGGCCUUCUUUGUGAAGGAGACGGAGAAUGAUCAGGAAAUCGUGCCUGCAUACCUGGCCACCUCCCCCAUCCUGUCAGAUGGUGCAGCGCUGAUGGGCGCGCAGCUGGGCAAGGGCCUGGCCCGUCAUUCCGACCCAGCGGCCGGGCCCCCAAUCCAGGCCCUGGGGCCCCUGCAGUCUGCCGGCGAGAAGAAGAGGAGGAAGCGGCGGAGGAAGUCAAAGGUGGGCAGCCUAAAGCGGGAAGACAGCGCCAAGUCCUCGGAGGAUGAAGACAUGUUCUCCAUCGAAAUGAGCUCCGACGAGGAAAAGGAGAUGGACGGCAGCAGGAAUUCUUCACGCGAAGCCUUCACAGAGGAGGGAGCCAGUGGAAGCCCCUCCAGCAGUUUGUUCAAGCAGGAUGCCAUUUAUGCACGUUCUGAUGGGGAGUGGUCACCGCUGCACAGCCCCGACUCCUCCCGGCCUUCCACGCCGAAGAGCGACUCGGAGCUGGUCACCAAACCGUCGGACAAGGAGAAGCAGGCCAAGCCCGAGAUGCUGUGGGCUUGGGGAGAACUUCCACAGGCUGCCAAGCCAAGCCGCUUCUCAGAAAAACCAGAGUCACCUCUGAAGACUCCCGUGUCGGUCCCCGUGUCAGAGAGCACCCACUUCAGGGUGAUAUCAGGGGACUGCCCCCCCCAGCAGCAGGAGGACUGCCCCCCACCGCUGGGCUUGUUUAUCCCGGAGCCCAUGGACGCCGAGGCGGCGAUGCCGGUGAGGAUGGAGCCUGGCGCUCAUCUGUUAGAGGUGGAGGAGGAGAGACACAGCCCAGGGUCCCGUCUGCUCGGCAAGACAGACUCCCCAUCCAAGAAAAAAGAUAAGAGGAGUCGUCAUCUUGGAUCCGAUGGUGUUUAUCUGGAUGACCUUACAGAGAUGGACCCUGAGGUGGCUGCCCUUUACUUCCCUAAAAGUGAAGGAGCUGGCGCUGCGAUGGGAACCGCGGAAAGCCUGGUGCACGGUGCCAGCAUGUCCCCGCAGUCCGUCAGCAGCUCUGGAAUGGACAGUGGCGUCGACAGCUACUCUGAUCAAAUAGGCGACCUGCCUACUAUCGCCAUCUCCCUGUGUGGGGGUCUCACUGACAACAAAGAAAUCACAAAAGAACAAUUUCAGGAAAAAGCAAUAACAUACCAGCAGUUUGCCGAAAAUCCAUCCAUCAUCGAUGACCCAAACUUGGUGGUGAAGAUCGGAACCAAGUACUACAACUGGACUACUGCUGCACCUCUGAUGUUAGCGAUGCAGGCAUUCCAGAAGCCUCUGCCUAAGGCCACGGUGGAGAACAUCAUGAAGGAGAAGAUGCCCAGGAAGGGAAGUCGCUGGUGGUUCUCGUGGCGCGGGAGGAACAGCAGCAUUAAGCCGGAUUCUGCCGCAGAAGAGGGAGGCAGCAGUGAAAUUAACCCAGGAAAUAUUUCCUCUGUAAACAGGCUGAAGGAUGAGUCGUCAUCCAGUGAUGAAGAACAGAGAACACCCAAGCACACCCCUGUCUCCAUCCAGCCAGAGCCUCUGCUAACCCCAGGGGGCGUGUCCUAUAAGAAGACCCUCCGCCUCACAUCUGAGCAGCUGGUCAGCCUGCAGCUGAAGGACGGACCAAACGACGUGGUGUUCAGUGUCACCACUCAGUACCAGGGCACCUGCCGCUGUGAGGGCACCAUCUACCUGUGGAGCUGGGAUGACAAAAUCAUCAUCUCUGACAUCGAUGGCACCAUUACCAGGUCCGACACCCUGGGCCAUAUUCUGCCGACGCUGGGCAAAGACUGGACCCACCAGGGCAUCGCGCACCUGUACCAUAAAGUCAGCCAGAAUGGCUACAAGUUUCUGUACUGCUCGGCUCGUGCCAUCGGCAUGGCCGGCAUGACCCGGGGAUACCUGCACUGGGUCAAUGAGAGGGGCACCAUGCUGCCCAUGGGCCCAGUCCUGCUCAGUCCCAGCAGCCUUUUCUCUGCCCUGCACAGGGAAGUGAUUGAAAAGAAGCCGGAGAAGUUUAAAAUCGAAUGUUUGACAGAUAUAAAACAGUUGUUCCAUCCAAACACGGAGCCAUUUUAUGCAGCUUUCGGAAACAGACCUACAGAUGUGUACUCCUACAAAGAAGUUGGUGUUCCCCUGAACAGAAUAUUUACUGUGAAUCCGAAAGGGGAGCUGGUUCAAGAGCAUGCCAAGACCAAUAUUUCCUCGUACGUGCGGCUCGGCGAGGUGGUGGAUCACGUCUUUCCCCCCAUGAGGCGCGGUGAUUCCUCUGACUUCCCAUGCUCCGACACCUUCAGCCAGUUCACAUACUGGAGGGAGCAGCUCCCUGAGGUGAAAAGCGACGACGAGCACCUGGAUCUCGGCUGAAUUGCUCCACACCCCUCCCCAUCCGUGCAGACAGACUCAUGCAGUCCUGCGCAGAGAGCGCAGAUAUGCACAGAUUUUCAGAGACAGCAGCUGUGCACUGUAGCUAAGGACAUGUACCUUUUCACACAGACAAAGAAGCACUUUUCAGUUGUUAAAAUUCAGUUGUUGUCCUACACGUUAUCCUUUAAUGGUGAUGUUUUCCCUCACCUCAAAUGGUCUUGUGAAUUUCAGCUAAAAACAGCAGUAUAUAGUUGGUGUUUUUUCAUAGGCUAAAUAAUACAACUGUACAAUUUUACCAUUAUAAAUGUAAUGCUUAAACCAGGAAAAACAUUGCCUUUCAACUACAUGUGAGGUCAGCGUGCGGCUAGACUGGUGUCAAACAUUUCAGUGAAAUACAUCAUUUGUUCAAUUAUCUUUCAUAUUUAAAUAUCUAUUCAUAGAUUUAAUUAGUUGGUCUUGGAAAAAAAACAAGGGGAAUUAUGAAUAUCCAGUUCAGAGGUCAGUAUUCUUGUGCAUGCUGCUGAUUACUAUGAUUGUUUUUCAGCAAUUAAAGUUUGCACACAAAAUGCCCCUUAAUUAAUGUAAUUCAAGGAAACCUCGGGAUGUAUUUAAACCAGCCUGAUAUUUUGCUUCUCUGUUUCACAUGGUUUUCAGACAUUCAUUAUUCCACAAAAUCAAGUAAGUUUUGGUUAAAUUUGUAAAUCAAAAUGACCUGUAAUAGUAGUUGACUCUAUUGUGACUGGGUUCUGACAAUCAAGCGAAAGCCGAGAGCAUCUAUACUUGCGAAAGCCACCCAUUUCCUGUGGGGUCAGUACGCAUCUGACUGCCUCACCUAAGCAGCAAAUGUCACACUGAGUCUCUGUCUCCCUGUGGAUUCAGAUAGAUGUAAACACUGUAUCCUUACCCUGUUUAAUUAAGUAUCACCCUGUGUCAUUUUAACUGAGUCAGGAUGCUACAACUGUGAAGGUGUUUAAACUCAUUUCUUGACUUUCAAAAUGGUAAAACAUGAUAGUUUAACUUGAAGCUGCUUUAACUCUAUUUUUUUACUUGUGAUAUAAAGGGUGGAAAAGUUGUGAAAUGGACAAAAAGGACCUCCUUGACUGCGUCGAUUGCUGCAAUGCCUUUGCUCAGCUUGGAAGGGAAGUAAUAAGGCUGAAGUUUGGCAGAAAAGACACAUAAGCAUAGGAUUCAUAAAAAUUCUCAGAAAGAGUGAAAUGUGAUCUGGAUGGAUAAAUAAAACUUUUAAGCGUUACUUUUUAAUGUAGCAAAGACAACAUGUGCAUUCAUGGUGUCUCCGUUCCUGCAGUGGAAAGUGUGUACAUGCGAAUUCAAAUGUAUGAAACAAAAACACAGUUUAUUUAUACAGUUCAUAUUGUAUAUAUUCAAGAAGACCAUUCUACUUUUCGAAAACUGCUACUUUAAUAUUACAGAUUCUGAAAAUGUAACAUUCAUGAACCUCACUUUGCAAAGGUUACACCCACAUAGAAUAACAUAAACAUGCAUAAUGUAAUGUAUGUCUUUCUAAACACAAAUAAUUUAAUGACAUUUUUCGAGCUUUGCUGCAAGAGAGUACAGCUUUUAAAAAUAUUGUGUAUUAAUACAAUUGUAUAAAGACUGAAUAUUAACAAUCUAAUGUAUUAAAUAAGGGUUGAAUGUGUACAGCAUUUCAUAUUAACAGAUUCUUCUUUCAUGUGUUAUAUGGUAUCAUUGAUUUUUUUUUUUUACUAUAUCACAACAGAUACAUUUUAAAUAGGUAUGGUACCUGGCCUCCUGGCAAUGUACACAAGAAUCACAAAUACAUUGUCAUUGUAAGAUGCAAUAUUAAGCCAGCGUAAGCACUAAAACUCCCUGGGUCAUUUAUAUAUUUCAGUCUCUGAAAUAACACACAAACUGCUAACUGUUCACCACACAAAUCCUGGGGCGAGGAUCUUGUUGAAAUUGUGUUACUCUUUCUGUGAAAGAUCUGUAUUGCAAUAAGUUUUGUAUUGCCUCAUCUGUCACUGAUACGAUUGAAUUUAUUAUGACUUUCAGAUGUACAAAAUGACUAUAGAUUGAUGUGCCAACUUUGGGUUUGUUUAUAUCUGCUCUUAUAUUAACUUCAAUAAAGUACUUCAGGAGAGAA
Messenger RNA from Paramormyrops kingsleyae, 5286 nucleotides. Its product is annotated as phosphatidate phosphatase LPIN1. Gene Ontology annotation, biological process: triglyceride biosynthetic process; fatty acid catabolic process; positive regulation of transcription by RNA polymerase II. Lineage: Eukaryota; Metazoa; Chordata; Actinopteri; Osteoglossiformes; Mormyridae. Gene Ontology annotation, molecular function: transcription coactivator activity; phosphatidate phosphatase activity. The record is from RefSeq and is a predicted model, not a curated record. Gene Ontology annotation, cellular component: mitochondrial outer membrane; nucleus.